ACCAAACGGGCCCUUACAGAGUAGAAAAAACAGAAAGAAAAACAAGAAAGAGCUCGAUAAUGGCGGCUUCAUUUACUUCGACGAUUCAUCCACCAACGAAACCACUCUCGCCGUCAAAACCCUCUCAACUCUCCCCAUUUUCUCCAGGCCUCACUCACAAAACCCUAGUCUCCUUCUCCUCUUCAGUUCGAGCUCCUUCGAUAAACUUGGCCAGCUCGAGAAAUGCGCAGUCUGCGGUUGUUGCAGCUGCUGGAACAAGGAAUUUGAUGGGAUAUCUGACGAAAAAUGAAGGCUUGCGGUUUGCUGUGGUUGUAGCACGGUUUAAUGAAGUUGUGACAAAUUUGUUAUUGGAAGGAGCUUUGGAGACUUUUAGACGAUAUUCAGUUAGAGAAGAAGACAUUACAGUAGUCAAAGUACCUGGUAGCUUUGAGAUACCAGUGGUUGCACAAAAGCUUGGAAAGUCAGGAAACUUCCAUGCAAUAAUAUGCAUUGGAGCUGUGAUAAGAGGUGACACAACCCACUAUGAUGCAGUAGCCAAUUCAGCAGCAUCAGGUGUUCUUUCAGCUGCAAUAGAAUCAGGAAUUCCAUGCAUUUUUGGUGUUCUAACCUGUGAAAACAUGGAGCAGGCUUUGAACCGUGCUGGUGGCAAAGCUGGGAACAAGGGUGCAGAGGCUGCGUUAACAGCAAUUGAGAUGGCAUCACUGUUUGAACACCAUCUGAAGUGAUGCCCUGCUGAAACUGGCAGCAAAUUCGAUGGAAAUUUGAUCGCCUUUGAGGCUUCUUUUUGACCACGCAGAGCUGAUAUGCUAAUUUUGAGGUGAUCGGCUGCCUAAUGUUCUGACCUUUUCCAGCGGUUUUUGCGUAAUGAGCUUUUUGGUAGUUUGUUAUGUAGCAUUUGGCUCUCUAUUUGAAGUUGGAAUUGAGUUAGUGAUGUCAUAUUGAUGUUAAUAAGCGAAACUGCAAAACUUAGAAUGUUGGUGAAGGAAUAAUAAGCGUAUAUUAAUGAAAUCGUGUUCAAUUGGUUCUU
This is a messenger RNA of Asparagus officinalis (garden asparagus), 1027 nucleotides long. Its product is annotated as 6,7-dimethyl-8-ribityllumazine synthase, chloroplastic-like. Bases 60 to 725 code for a protein of 221 amino acids. NCBI's taxonomy places the organism in Eukaryota, Viridiplantae, Streptophyta, Magnoliopsida, Asparagales, Asparagaceae. Gene Ontology annotation, cellular component: riboflavin synthase complex; intracellular anatomical structure. Gene Ontology annotation, biological process: riboflavin biosynthetic process. The transcript has 8 exons. Gene Ontology annotation, molecular function: 6,7-dimethyl-8-ribityllumazine synthase activity. The record is from RefSeq and is a predicted model, not a curated record.